AUGCGGUCCUCAUUCCUCACAGUCUCCUUUCUGGCCUCGACCGUCGUCGCCACACGCGAAACUGUUCCGAACAAUGUCAAAGUCCCCGAUGGUGUGCUGCAGCUUGCCGUCAGGCCCCCGGCAGCGCCUGAGCGCCGCAAAAUAGAGGGCAGGCAGAUCGAACUCCCUGCCUCUGCGGGAAUUCGAUCCGCGCCUUACACCGUUGAUGUUGUUCUUGGGACGCCGGGCCAAACGGUCAAAUUGAUGCUCGAUACAACCUCAUCGGACACGUGGGUGAACCCCAUCUGUCAAAACUCGGACGAUCCCGUCGGUUGCGCAAGUACAGGACGUUUCACGAGCAGCGCCACAUUCGUCGACUUGAACGUUGCAGGCGGCACUACUCUGUCCCGUGGCUAUGUUGAGUGGAAUUAUGGUUACGACUUGAUGGGACUUGGAUCCGCCAGAAUCGCGACACAGAUCUUCGGGGUCGCAUACGCUUCCGAUGGCCCGUCCGCUGGCGUCCUUGCUCUCGCUCCCUCGCUCAGUGGCUGGGACAGCCCUUAUCCGUUUGUGUUGGACACUCUGUAUUACCAAGGGUGGACACAGAGCCGCGCGUUCAGCCUGGACUUGCGCUCAGGCGACUCUGAAGGUUCCUUGACUCUCGGAGGUCUCGAUACUUCUCGCUACAUGGGAAAUUUGGAGAAGCUUCCAAUUAUCCCAUCUUCGCGAUCUCCGGAUGGUACCACGAGAUAUUGGGUGCAACUAGACAGACUUGCUGUCAGAGACACUGGCGACGAUCUUAUCUUCCACGAGGGCCAGCAAGCCUUUAUUUUGGACAGCAGCUCCAGCGUCUGCCGCUUGCCCGGUCUCAUCUUCGAAAGUCUAAGGAUGGCUUUCCCCUCCGCCAUUUUCACCCCCUCCGUCAACCAGUUCUCUGUUGAUUGCGCAGACAGGGAAUCGGGUGGCACUCUCGACUUUACCUUUGGCGCGAUCACCAUCAAGGUACCCGUUGGCGAAUUCAUUGUCGAAUCUGGCGGUGCCUGUUAUAUCGGCGCGACCCGAGAUGAUAACGCGCCCGCGUUGGGAACCAACUUUCUCAGUUCUGCGUACAUUGUGUUCGAUCAGGACAAUCGCUCCAUUCACAUGGGCCAGAACUGCCAGGGCGACUACGAGACUAACCUCGUUGCAAUCGGCUCUGGACCAGACGCCGUGCCCUCGCUCCCGGGGACCUACUACGCCAGAGACUACGCCAGAGACUACGCCAGAGACUACGCCAGAGACUACGCCAGAGACUACGCCCCCCUCAUCCCCAGUGUCCUCGCCCGUGUCUUCACCGGUCUCCUCGCCCGUGUCCUCGCCCGCGUCCUCGCCCGUGUCUCCACCGGUCUCCUCGCCAGUGUCUUCACCGGUCUCGCCCGUGUCUUCACCGGUCUCCUCGCCCGUGUCUUCACCGGUCUCCUCGCCCGUGUCUUCACCGGUCUCCUCGCCAGUGUCCUCACACGUGUCUUUGCCAGCCUCAUCGCCAGCAUCAACCCCUCAUCGACAUCCCAUACGAGCCCCAGCGCCGUCACCAAUGUCAGCGACGAGAAAUCCUCUUCUACCCAGGUUACAAGCCAGACCACAAUCUCCACGUCGCAGCAGACACCAGAGACCACUCAGCCAAACAAGACAGACGGGUUCACCUCGCGAGGAACCUCCACCACAGUGGUACCGGAACCACAUAUCACCACCGCCACCACCGCCGCAAACGAUCACUCGGCGAUCAUACCCCCCCAAGUCACCACGCAGACAUACCUCAGCACAACCACAUACGUUGUCACCAAGUGCCCGCCCACUGUCGGUGACUGCCCUUUUGACGAGGUCACGACCGAGGUACUCACAUUUACCACAACCUACUGCCCCGCUGCCACAGCUACUCACACGCUCACGCAUACAUCAGUCUGCUCGGCGUCUGCCUGCGUUGAUGCCAGUCCUGAACCAGACGUCACGACGCAGGUCGACACAGCAUACGUCCCCACGACUCAUCUCGAGCCGAAUCCCGUCUCAGGGGCUGCCACUCAAACGGCCGCUAGUUCGGGCGCCCCAACCCACUCUGAGGCGUACACUCAGGGGUCUAAUGCUGGGAACCCAAUCGCCUGGCGUCGGACAACCCGCCGCAACUUCGUUUGUUUCCAGCUUGGUCUCCGUCUCGUCUACUGA
Emericellopsis cladophorae is the source of this 2178-nucleotide messenger RNA. RefSeq lists its product as uncharacterized. Gene Ontology annotation, molecular function: aspartic-type endopeptidase activity. Gene Ontology annotation, biological process: proteolysis. The coding region runs from base 1 to 2178 and encodes 725 amino acids. The transcript has 8 exons. Lineage: Eukaryota; Fungi; Ascomycota; Sordariomycetes; Hypocreales; Bionectriaceae. The record is from RefSeq and is a predicted model, not a curated record.